Aspergillus uvarum CBS 121591 is the source of this 1485-nucleotide messenger RNA. RefSeq names its product L-rhamnonate dehydratase. The transcript is spliced from 3 exons. Bases 1 to 1281 code for a protein of 426 amino acids. The record is from RefSeq and is a predicted model, not a curated record. Gene Ontology annotation, biological process: carbohydrate catabolic process. Gene Ontology annotation, molecular function: magnesium ion binding; L-rhamnonate dehydratase activity. Lineage: Eukaryota; Fungi; Ascomycota; Eurotiomycetes; Eurotiales; Aspergillaceae.
AUGAGCAGCACUACGCCCACUUUCCCCCGCAUCAAGGAAGUCCGCACUUUCAUCACUAGCGGAGUGGGCUCCGGAGGUGACUAUCACAAUGUCAAGGGUGGUCACUGGCUGAUUGACAGCGAUAUUUCGACCCCGAUGACCAAAUGGGCGGAAUACCGUGGCUCGCGGACCUCCUGGGGUAUCAACGUCCUCGGCUCUUUCUGCGUCGAGCUGGAAGCCACCGAUGGAACCAAGGGCUUCGCCACGGGCUUCGGUGGCCCCCCGGCUUGCUGGUUGGUCCACCAACACUUCGAGCGUUUCUUGAUCGGUGCCGACCCCCGUGAUACCAACGACCUGUUCGAGAGAAUGUAUCGGGCUUCGAUGUUCUACGGCCGUAAAGGUCUUCCUGUGGCCGUCAUUUCCGUGAUCGAUCUGGCCCUUUGGGAUCUGGUGGGCAAGAUCCGCAAGGAGCCUGUCUACAAACUCAUUGGCGGAGCCACGCGCUCACGGCUGCACUUCUACUGCACUGGGCCGCAACCCGCCGCCGCCAAGGCUGCCGGCUUCAUUGGCGCGAAAGUCGCCCUCCCCCACGGCCCCGACGAGGGCACCGAAGGUCUGCUGAAGAACGUCGCCUACCUGCGCAAGCAGCGCGACUCGGUCGGCCCCGACUUUCCCCUGCGCGUGGACUGCUAUAUGUCCCUGAAUGUCCCCUACACCAUUGAGCUCGUCAAGCGCUGUGAAGCUGAGGGCAUCAACAUUGACUGGUGGGAGGAGUGUCUCACCCCGGAUGACUUCGAUGGCCAUGCGCUCCUGAAGAGAGCCCAUCCCACGGUCAAGUUCACCACCGGCGAGCACGAGUACUCCCGCUACGGGUUCCGCAAGCUGAUUGAGGGGCGCAACCUGGAUAUUGUGCAGCCGGACGUGAUGUGGGUUGGCGGUCUGACCGAACUAUUGAAGGUCUCGGCCAUGGCCGCGGCCUACGAUAUUCCCGUGGUCCCCCACGCUUCCGGCCCAUACUCAUACCACUUUGUGGUCUCCCAGCCCAACACACCGUUCCAAGAGUACCUGGCCAACUCCCCCGACGGCAGCACGGUUGAACCGGUAUUCGGAAAUCUGUUCUUGAACGAGCCCAUCCCCACUCAAGGCUACCUGGAUGUGUCGAUCCUCGACAAGCCCGGAUUUGGCCUCGAGCUGAACCCCGCUGCUCCCCUCAUCAACGCCGCCACUAUCCUCACCCCGGCUCCCCAGAAGGGCUUGCCCGCUCCGGUAGCAGAACAGCCCGAGGCCAACGGAACUGCAUAGAAUGAAUGAUCUACGACGCGAGUCUUGUGAGGGAAAGCUGUUAACAGGAUUGCGCAGCGCGCAAUAGAUCCUACUAUUUUAUUGUCAUUGUUUUUCUUUUUUUCUUUUAAAUGUCCCAUGUAUGACUGAUGCUCAUUUUCUUUUCUGACUCGUGUGUUCCAUGAUGUUUCUCCAUGUUCAUAGACGGAAAAUUCUCAUUGACCG